Messenger RNA from Coniophora puteana RWD-64-598 SS2, 1213 nucleotides. RefSeq names its product NAD(P)-binding protein. Gene Ontology annotation, cellular component: membrane. Lineage: Eukaryota; Fungi; Basidiomycota; Agaricomycetes; Boletales; Coniophoraceae. The record is from RefSeq and is a predicted model, not a curated record. The transcript is spliced from 3 exons. Gene Ontology annotation, molecular function: oxidoreductase activity. The coding region runs from base 10 to 1044 and encodes 344 amino acids.
CGCGCCGCCAUGUCCCUCCCAGCUCUCUCACCAUACCACCUCAGCCUCGCGCUCACCCUCCCAGGCCUCCUCCUCCUCUGGCGGAACCUCCGCUUCCGCUUCUACGCCUCGCGCCGCGCGCGAAAAAUCCCACACGCGCAGGAACGCGUGCUCAUCCUCGGCGCGAGCAGCGGCGUCGGGCGCUCCGUCGCACACGUAUACGUAAAGCGCGGCGCGAAGGUCUGCAUAGUCGGUAGGCGGAGAGACAAGCUCGAUGACGUGGCGCGGGAGUGCCGCGCGAUGGCUAGGGGUGGUGCACAGGUGUUGAUGGUGAAGGCGGACUGUGCGGAUCCGGAGGAGAUGGUGAGCUUGCGCGAGCGGUUGGAGGAGGAGUGGCAGGGACUAGAUACAGUGAUCAUUACUGCAGGAGUAUCAGCUCUGCGGCCUAUGAUGUCCAAUGCUGGCGUCGAGAUGGAUCCUCGACAUCCUCCCAAGUCGCAGGCGACCGCUGAAGGCUUAACCCAUGCCAUCUCCGUCAGCAACGCUGCAAUCACCGGAAACUUCACGGGUCCUCUCGUGUCCGCUCUCUCCCUCAUCCCACUGCUCACGCUCACCUCCCGCUCCCCAUCCAUCCUCCUCCUCUCCUCCGCCGCAGCCGUCAUCCCCGCCCCAACACGCGCUCUCUACGCCGCAACCAAAGCCGCCUCGCUGUUGCUCUACCAAGCCCUCGCAAUCGAGCACCCACAAAUCGCAUUCACGUUCUUCCUCGCCGGCACGAUCGAGGGCGACUUCCGCGCGUCGGCCGUCGACAAGGCUCUCCCUCCCAAUCUGACGAGCUCGGGCUCGGGCUCAGACUCCAGCGAACCCACCCCGCUCGUGCGUGAAGCCAAUCCGGCGAAACACGGGCUCAAGGUCGGCUGGGUGGCGCAGCGGUGUGCGCAGGCGGUCGACAGAGGGGAGAAGAACGUGUUCACGCCGAUGUAUAUGCGGUUUGGGCACUUGUUUUACUGGAUAGUUCCAGCCUAUGUGGAGUGGAGAGCGAGGGUGAAGUAUCGGUAUACGUGAGGGCAGUAAUGUCGCGUUGUAUCCCUACGUCACUCCUGUUGUGAACCAUACAGACAAAUGGCUGGCAUGGCUUGUUCUUUGAGUUUGGCGUAGUAGAGGACAUGUGGCAAGCGUGAGCUGAUACAACACGCGGUACAAACACGGAUCUGCAUAUGUGCACUUGAGCUCG